Messenger RNA from Lolium perenne, 1576 nucleotides. RefSeq lists its product as uncharacterized. NCBI's taxonomy places the organism in Eukaryota, Viridiplantae, Streptophyta, Magnoliopsida, Poales, Poaceae. Gene Ontology annotation, molecular function: protein binding. The record is from RefSeq and is a predicted model, not a curated record.
AGUGUUGUUGAGAAGCUCCGAUUCAAAGUUCCUGAUCCCAAACAUGAGCGAGAGCGAGAAAGGCGGCGAGAUGGCCCGCCACCGGCGGCGGCGGGGUUCAGCGACGGUGGUCGCACACACCGGCGUCACGCCGAACAUCGGUGACAUCCUCUGGGAGAUCUUCCUCCGCCUCCCGCCGCAGCCCUCCUCCCUCCCGCGCGUCUCCCUGGUCUGCAAGCGGUGGCGUCGCCUUGCCGCCGACCCCGAAUUCCUCAUCCGCUUCCGCGCCCACCACCGGAAGGCGCCCCUCCUCGGGCUCUUCAAGGAGUACGGAGGAUGGGUCUCCUUUACCCCCGUCCUCGGCGCUCCGGACCGCAUACCUCGCCGGCGCUUCUCCAUGCGGAUCGACUACGGCGGCGGCGCCGAGACCCACCCCUUCCACGGCACCCUUCUCGGGUGUCGACACGGGCGCGUCCUCGUCGUCGACCCCAAGCGGCGCGAGGUCCUCGUGUGCGACCCAAUCACCGGCGACCAGCGACACGUCGCCCUUCCGCCGGAGUUUGGCACUUGUGGCGCUGCCCACGGGGCAGUGCUCUGCGCUGACGGCGACGAGGGACACGUGCACGGGGGCUGCCACUCCAGCCCCUUCAAGGUGGUGUUGGUGCAGGUUUCCUUCGGACCGGGGGUCCCCCACCCUUCGCCCGUGUCUACUCGUCGGAGACCGGCGUGUGGAGCGACCUCAUCUUGGCGGCGGAAGGAUGCAGAGGUUACGUCGAUUUCUCUCGGCCUUCCACCCUCGUUGGCAGUUCCCUUUACUGGUGGCUUCAUGGCCCGUAUUCGUAUGCCAUGCAACUAGUUGAGUUCGAUAUCGGUAGGCAGAGCCUAGCUGUAAUCAAAAGCCUUCCUGUGGGGGAUACUGUGAUCAUCCAGCCGGAGGAUGGCCGUGUUGGCUUCGCCAUGCUGUCCUACCCCAAUCUCCAAAUGUGGGACAUGAAGGACAAUUGUGGUGGUGUUGCCGCAUGGGUUCCCCGGAAGACCAUGAAUCUUGACCUGGUGCCGAAUAUGAGGGCCACGGAAGCUUCUAUAGUGGGGUAUGCUGAGGAUGAUGAUGCAAUUCUUAUAAAGUUCAACGAAAAUGUCUUCAUGGUUCAAAUCGAGUCAAUGCAGUCAAGAAAACUUUUUGAUUGCAUUGUGAGACACCAAUACCAUCCUUUCACAAGCUUCUACUCUUCAGGCGAGUUUGAUCGCUGCAGAGGUAUUGCUAGCAUGCCCGAGCGUGGUUCCAGCGAUCGAGCCACCGAAGUAGCAGGCUUCGACGACGCCUGCAGGAAACAAGGCUAGAACAGCAAGAUAGGCCAGCGCCAGGUUUGCUGGUUGGACCCAGAGCGGAUUCAUCAGGCUGCGCGGCGGAGGAGCCUGUGUGUCAGGAUAACGUCGAUACGUCUAGGAGAACCCGUAGAUACACCAUCAUAUUAUGUGCUCGGAACGCCCCACUUAUGUUGUUCUGAAAUGAUAUCAUGUUUGGUAUAGUAGUUCAGUAGUGCAAGUUACACCUGGGUUGUGGCUGUUAGUUGAGUAUGAGUAUGAUCAUCUUAUU